CAAAUUCAAGCCAGCUCCCACUCCUUUAAAGAACAAAUUUUUACCAUCCGAAUGAAAUGGAAGCAUUCAAAUUCAUAUCAAUGUUGUUUCUGUUUGCAACUCUACUGUUAAUAAUAUUUGGCUCUUGCUUUUGCUGCGCUGAUAUCAACAUGGAUUCUGACAAACAGUGUUCGAAAUCCGAUAGCUCCACAGCUGAGAACAAUUUCCAGACUAAUCUGAAGAACCUUCUGGAUUCUCUCACCCAAAAUGGGCCUCUUCUAAAUGGCUUCUACACCACCUCCGCCGGAGACAGAUCCGACCAAAUCUUCGGUCUUGUACAAUGUAGAGGCGACAUUUCUCCAGACAACUGUGGUAGCUGCAUCAAGAACUCCUCUGAUUUUGCCCUGUCUUAUUGCCCUGAAAGCAGAGAGGUUGUGCUGUGGUUUACAUGGUGUUUUCUUCGGUAUUCCACUGAAAACUUCAUUGGGGUUUUGGGUCUAACUUCUGUGGCACUUUCAAAUGACACCAAUUAUGAUGACCCAUCUGUGGUUUCAAAUGGGCUCUCUCUGAUGAGUGGUUUGGCUUCCUCUGCCCCAAAUCAGCGCCUGAUGUUUCAAACUGCUGUGUUGAAUGCUGGGCAGAGAGGGAAGAGAUAUGGGAUGGCUCAGUGUACUAGAGAUAUCAGUGCGAGUGAUUGUGCUCAGUGCCUCAACUCUCAACUAGAAACCUUCAGGACAACCAUUGGAAGUAAGAAAGAUUGGGAAAUAUAUGGAUUCAAUUGCUUUAUGUGGUAUCAUGAUCAUCAGUUUUACUUCAACUACAGUGUUUCAACUAGUGCAGGUGGAAGAUGCCUUUUUUCUGAAGGUGGCAGAACAGUUUGCAUAUCAAUUACAGUGCUGAUGCUUUUGAUGAUUCUCUAGCAGCUGAAAGUUGGCACAUUUUUUUCUCUACUCCUUGGCUUGGUCUUUGUUCUUUUGCAUUCUUCAUUAUAGAUCCUACUUGUAUUUAACUUGUAAAGCUAACCAAAGUCAGAAGUUUCUUUCAUUUCUUUUGGUCAUUUUCUGUCUUUCUGGAUUGGUCUUGGCUACUGCGUUCCAUUGUUUUGGUUAUUGAAAUCGAUGUAAACAUUCUGUUUAUCUUUGUAAAUUGGUGAGA
Momordica charantia (bitter melon) is the source of this 1134-nucleotide messenger RNA. RefSeq names its product antimicrobial ginkbilobin-2-like protein. The record is from RefSeq and is a predicted model, not a curated record. Lineage: Eukaryota; Viridiplantae; Streptophyta; Magnoliopsida; Cucurbitales; Cucurbitaceae.